CGGUACUGGUACAUUGACUGGCUGAGUCUUCUGUGUGUGAGGAGGGGGAGAUGAUGGAUGCGCCGCCGCUGACUACCGGCUGUGUGAGUGAGAUGGAGGCCGGUGGAGAUAAAGAGGGAGAGGCUCGGGAGGAGAGCAAGGAGUGCCAGAGACUCGCUGCAGAGAGAGAUGAGGCUGAAAGGCAACUCAAGCACAUUAAACGAGUUUCCCAAAUGGUGAUCGAGGAGGUGAACGUACUACAGACCCAGCUUGAGAUUGAGAAAUCUUGCCGGGAAAAUGCAGAGGCUCUGGCUACCAAGUUGAACUGUGAGAACAGGAAGCUGAAGUAUUUGAGCCUUUCGUCACGGCCGUGUCUGGAUGAGCUGCUGCCCAGUAUUUCUGAUUGCAUUUCCCUAGAAGAGGAGACUGAACAACAAGAUCCCAGCUCUGACCCCUUUUCUCAGUAUAAGCUGCAGGUCAAAGAUCUCCAAGAAACUGUGAGUUCUAUGCUGGAGGAGAAGAAGCAGUUGGCCUGUCAGCUUCAAGAACAGCAAAGGAAGAUAGAGGAGUUGACAGCACUUACUGAAAAGGAGCAGGCUGAGAUGAAGGAGCUUUAUAAAACCAUUGAGCAGCAAAGCAAGACCAUUAAGAGGUUCAACAGGGUGUCUAUGAUGGCCACUCAAGAGUAUGAAAACAUGAAGGAGCAUCUGGAUUUGGAGCAGAGCCUCAGGCACAAAGCAGAGACCUAUGCACAUGAGAUGGUGGUGAAGCAAAAAGAAGCAAACAGACAGAGCAUGAUUCUGCUGCAACAGGUAGAUCCCAGCAUUCAACUGCUCAAAGCUUUGGAAGAUUUGGCCAAUGCGACCAAAACAUUAGAAGAAGAGAGAAUACAGCACCAAGACAAGGUAAAGGCUCUAGAGGCUGAACUGCAAGAAUGUGCUUUGCGUAAGCAGCUAGUUCAACUGCAAAGGCAACUAGAGAUAUUAGAUGAAGAAAAGAAAGAGACGGAGGGACGACUGCAGGAGGAAGAGAAGAAAAACAGUGUUUUGGAAAUGAAAGUGAAAGAUCUGCAGGAGGAGAGGAGGAGCUGUGAUUCAGCGUCAGCCCCCUCCCCUGGGACCGCUCCUCCCCCGGCCCCUCUUCCUCAACCACCUCCACCUCCCCCACCCCCUCCUCCUCCACCUCCCCCGCCUCCUCCGUCCCGCUGCAACCCCCUCAGCUCUCUCAUUGCGAUUAUGAGGAAAUCUUCCAAGGGAGGUAAAGGAAGCCCAAAACAAGAGCAAGCCCCAGCAACUGAAGCUGUGGAUGAUGUUAAAGUGAAAGCCGUCAAUGAGAUGAUGGAGAGAAUAAAACACGGAGUGGUUCUCAGGCCUGUGAAGAGUCAGGACACUAAGAGAUUUGGCACGAAGCAGCCGAUCCCAGCAGCAGUUGCAGCAGCAGCAGCAGCAGUGGAGGAAAAGCACCAAGAAAGUGCAAUGGAAGAGCUGAAAGGCAUUCUGGAGACGGUGAAGAAGAGUCCCAGUCGUGGGUUUCAGGAAGUGGUUCAUACUAAAAAGGACAGUGAACUGGAAGUAAUUCUGAGGAGGAGACGCAAACAGGCCUGUGUUCCCGACACAGAAGAUGAUGGGCAGCUGAGGAAAGUCUCGUCAUCAAACAGCCUGAACGGGCGACACAGUUCUGACUCUGGCAAAGACACAGAAGGGCCAGGCAGCAGCUCUCUGUCAGGCAGUGAGCGCGGAUCAAGAACCAGCUCAGACUCGGGCCGAGAGCCAGCCAUGGCUCCACAGGGCUCCGAUUCUGGCAUGGAGUUCAAAGGAGGCGCUCAGACAGACAGUGUCUGCAGAUCUCUCUCUGAGAAAGAGCCCACUGAGCCGGUCACCAACGGCUGCUGUUCAGGUGAAGUGAAGGCUGGAGGUCCAGAGAAGUGGACGGGGCCCAACGGGAUUGGCCAUACGGAUGCAAGUGAAGACCUGCAAACCAUCAGCUCCUCUGCACAAAGCCCCAAUGCAGCAAAGAGUAGCACAGAUGCCGAAUGUUAACGGCAAGUGGCGCUGCAACGACCGCUGCAUUUUUGCACAAAACCAUGCUUUCUGAAUUAGUUUGUUCCAAAUUUAAAAUCAGCUGGUCAUAUUUCAAAUUAUUAUAGAAAGAUCAUUUCAUCAUUUGCAGCUUGAUUACAAUUACACAUUGAAAAAAACCCAUCUUACCAGACACUUUUUUUUUUUUGUUCCUUUCAUUGACAAUGUACUGUAUCUGCCUUUACCUAUAAUAAACACAGGGUGUUUAGAUGUUAGGGACAUCUGUCGUACACUUCAGAUUAAUUCUAUAGUUGCUAUUAGAUUCAUCUUAGAUUCAUGGAUUCAACAUCUGAGUCGCAUUUCCAUAAAAAUGCAAGCAAGGAAACUUUAACGAUGAAGUGUGUAAUUUCUGUGCCACUAGCAGCAGAAUUUGAGUCUGUUUGAGCGAUCUGAAUAAGGAAGUCUGUGAUACCUGAAGGAUCCUUUAGCAUUCCCUUUCAUCUCAAUUCUUCGGAGACGAUGAUUAUUUGGACCCCAUUGACUUUCAUUGUAUGGACAAGAGCAGUUGAAACAUUCUUCGUUUUUUGUUUCACAGAACUAUACCUUUAAGAAAGAUGCAUUUUGCUUGCUAACCAGUCAAACCUUGAUGCCUCAGGCCCAAUUGACAAUUCUCAGUCAAUGUGU
Molecule: messenger RNA, 2681 nt
Organism: Rhinichthys klamathensis goyatoka
Lineage: Eukaryota; Metazoa; Chordata; Actinopteri; Cypriniformes; Leuciscidae
Gene: shtn3
Product: shootin 3
Exons: 18
Coding region: 51-2018 (655 amino acids)
Source: RefSeq, a predicted model, not a curated record